AUGACAAUCUCCUAUACGCUGGACGUCUCUCAGACGAAUCUUCAAAGCUUUUUGAAGCUGUUAUUUCGUUGGAGAGGCAGUGUUUGGAAGGCUGUGAGUGGUCAGCUGCUGAUUUGGACGGCAGCAUUUCUGUUGGUCAGCUGUGUCUACCGUUACGUGCUCAGCCCGGAUCAACAAAACUGGUUCGAGCAUCUUGUCAAGUACUUGGAUUCCAAGUUGGAUUCCAACAUUCCGCUCACAUUCAUGCUCGGUUUCUUCGUCUCAUUUGUGGUCGGGCGUUGGGGAUCGAUAUUGAACGGGAUAGGGUGGAUCGAUGAUGCAUCCAUCCUUUUCGCAUCAUAUAUCCGUGGUGGCGGUGAGUCGACGAGAAUUUUGCGGAGAAAUAUGGUUAGGUAUAUGGUGCUCUGCCAGGCGUUGGUGCUUCGCGAUAUUUCGAUGCAAGUUCGAAAACGAUUUCCUACAAUGGACACGCUGGCAGCUUCUGGUCUGAUGACCGAGGAAGAGAUGGACAUUCUUGACGAAAUCAAAGAUCCGUACAGUAGGUACUGGGCGCCGAUCCAAUGGUGUGUCAAUCUUGUUUACGAGUGUAAAGCCGAUGGUAGGAUAGACGACUAUUACCUCAUGAAUAAGAUUAUAGAUGAAAUCAGCAAAUUCCGUCACGGUCUAGCCGCACUUCUCAAAUAUGACUGGGUACCAGUGCCGCUCGUUUAUCCACAAGUUAUUUUUCUUGCGGUUCGCUUUUAUUUUGUAAUCUGUCUAUUUGGGCGACAAUUUAUCGUUACAGGAACGAAUCCAAGCGGAAUCGAUCUUUGGCUACCGAUUACUACGAUGAUUCAGUUCAUUGUUUACAUGGGAUGGAUGAAGGUAGCCGAGGCUCUUUUGAACCCACUCGGUGAAGAUGAUGACGAUCUAGAAUGCAACUAUGUGAUUGACAAGAAUUUAAUCACAGGAGUCGCAAUAGUGGACACCAUGUGGAAACCGGCAAAGACUGGCUAUUCUAUGGUUGAAGAGAAUUUGGCAAAGAUACCGCAACAGAAGAAGGACGAUUUUUGGGGUAUUGAUAAAAUUGCUCCGCUGUACAGUAUUGAGUCAGCCGAGCGUUCCGUUCAUCCGCUGGUAGGAAGUGCGAGUAAAAUUAACUUAGUGAAAAAUCGACAUGAGAUUGUCAUGACGCCACACAAAAACAAGUUGAGUGAGUUGAGCGAGGAAGAACAGAAGACUUACCUGCGACGGGUUUGUGUGUCGGCGCAUAACGCCCGACAUCUACGACAACGCACUCAGGAACGACGUAACAGUCCGGACACUUGUCUGUCGAGAGUUCGGACGAGGUCGAAUGGUAAAUUUCGAACGGUGUCGACAAAUGGCACAAGAAACGGAGAGGAUCCAUGGCAACGAUCCGUUACCGAUGUCGAGAUGAACCUAUCUCCAUCGACGACAUUUCAUCCAAGUAAUCAAGUACAUCCUGAAGUACCACCCGAUUCUAUAUCUGAGUCUGGAUCACGAAGUACUCGACGGUUUUGA
Messenger RNA from Necator americanus (New World hookworm), 1521 nucleotides. RefSeq lists its product as uncharacterized. Gene Ontology annotation, molecular function: chloride channel activity. The transcript is spliced from 18 exons. Bases 1 to 1521 code for a protein of 506 amino acids. The record is from RefSeq and is a predicted model, not a curated record. NCBI's taxonomy places the organism in Eukaryota, Metazoa, Nematoda, Chromadorea, Rhabditida, Ancylostomatidae.